ACCUCACCACCUCCUCUCACACACCUCCUCCUGCAUGCCUUCACCUGGGGAUUCGCUCCAUACAAUUGAACUCACUAGGUCAGGAUGGCUCAACGUAACAGCUGGCUUCGAGGGACAACCAUCCGCAAGUCUGGCCCGUCAACCGCGGCGAGCACGCGUACAGGUACGCCGACGCAGGUGCAGAGUACAUCCACGACAAUAUUUGGUGGAGGAGUGAAGGAUCCGUCUGGACGAACGUCUGAGUAUUUUUCUAUGGAUGACCAAUGCCCGGUAUGCAAGUCGGAUAGGUACCUCAACCCGAAGUUGCGGCUGCUUGUUAGCGCCUGUUACCACAAGAUGUGCGAGUCGUGCAUCGACCGCUUAUAUACGCUUGGCCCCGCACCAUGUCCCAUUUGCAACAAAAUUCUACGAAAGCUUGCGUUCACCCCACAGACCUUCGAGGACCUCACAGUGGAGAAAGAGGUUGCCGUGAGGCGGAGAAUAGCCAAAGAAUUCAACAAGCGAAUGGAGGACUUUCCCGAUCUUCGUGCAUACAAUGAUUAUCUUGAAUGGGUCGAAGAAAUUACCUUCAAUCUGAUUAACGACAUCGACGUCGCUGAGACCGAGGCUCGCAUUCGACAAUACCGCCAGGAGAACGCCGCCCUCAUCGAACUCAACAUCAAGCGCGAGGAAGAGUACCAGCGCUACCUUCAAGAACAAGAAGAGGCCGAAAGGCAAGAACGCGAGCUGCGCGCGCAGGAGCUUCGCCGACUCGAAGAGGAAGAGCGUGAGGAGCGCGAGAAGGCGAAGCAAGGACUCAUCGACAAGCUCGAGAUGAGCGACAAGGACGCCGCCCGACUGGUCGCGAAGUCUCGUGCAGAAGCGCAGAAACGCGCGUCCGCGCGUGCUGCGUCGAGCAGCUCCUUCAGCCAGAGCAGUGCUCGUUUACUUCGCUCCCGCGCUGCCCAGAGUACCGUCAUUCCCGAUGUGCCGCACGUGCCGCUGCAGGACAACUAUUACGCGUACGAUGACCUGUUCACGAUGCGCGACACGUACUACGACCCUGUGAGCGAGGCCGUGCGGAAGGAUAGGGAGGGCAUCAUGCGCGCAGGUGGUUACAUGGUCGAGCAGGCUUGGCAGCGGGCCUUGCGGUGUGCCGUAGCGGGUCUGGAAAUCGCUCCUCUCACUGGCGUCCCAGCUCCUCCCCAGGAGGCCAUGGCUAUAGACAGUGAGAGUUCCGCAGAUGUGGUUAUGGCGAAUGCAUGACCAUGUUCCAAUCCUGGGAAACCCCCUCGUCCUUGUUCGCCGAUCGUCCUUCGUCCUUUCUCCAUCGCUAUGUUAGCUUAGCUAUCGUGUUCAUGUGUAAUUCUAUAGCUUGUUAUUUUAGACCAUGUCAUUGUGUCUCAUUGUCCUUUGCAAAACGCAGCCAGUCGCAAUUCUUAUCGAACCUAUUACUACUGAUAACAAUAAUAUAGAUAGGCUGUACAGUAGGGGAGUAUGGGUACCUCCGCAAAAAUGCCGACAGACAAAGAGGUGUCUGAAAACUAGACGAUCUUCUCGCUGGUGACUAUCCGCCGAUUCAGCUUCUCCGCUUCGGACAGAGGCUCGGUCAUGGGGAAGUACAGAAUCUGGUACUUCUUGUUCUUGUUCAAUGUCUUCGCGUCUAGCCGGAACACCUUGAGCACGUCUGCAGGACUGAGCGCAUCGAAGGUGGAUUGAUUAGAACUACUAGGAGGCUUCACUUUUCGGUGAUCAUCGUCAUUGUCAUCGAUUACAAUGACCUCCCGGCUACCUGUGUUACCCCCGCGUUUUCUCUUCGGGCUACCGCCUUGCGGCUCGGGAGACUUGCGCUUGCGGGAUUUCAUCGUCUCGACAGGAUGUAGGACGUUGUGGAGCACCUUCUUCGACAAGGAAGGGCCCUGAGUACCACCGGACCUCGUGGGGUCGUGAUACUUGAGCCCCGCUUGUCUGAUGCUGGGAGGUAGUCUCCGCCCAGGAUCGAACGUUAAGAGAUGAAUGAUGCCCCCCUUGACCUGCUCCGCCCCGACAAUCGUUCGAGAGUGCCCGGCAUGUUGCAAUACGAUGGGCGGUCUGUGGGUAAUGGUGACCGCACGAGCACCUAGCAACCGUUCGCUGACUGUCGACGACGUCGAUUUACGGUGUGGCUUCUCGCCGGAGAAAUAUUGCAGUACCCAUUGCAACAAGGGCUCCACCCCGUUGUGUAACUCGAAGUCGACGAGCUGUGCAGGUAUGCCCUUAUAGGUUAAAGCAACGUAGAGCUCUGCAGUACCUAUCCAUUUCUUCGUGCCCACAAGUUUACGGUCCAUGUCCUUGGCGCCUUCUUCGUCGUAUCCGUCUCUCCAAGCUCGCUCAAUGAGGAUCUGAAGAUUGCGGACACCCGGUGAGCUCGGAGUGUCUAGCAGUGGAAAGUAGUCGGGUUGCAGCUGUUGAUUCAUGAGCGCUGCGCAAGCCAUGAGAUAGUUGCGAUAGCCACAACCCCAAGUACGAUCCCAGUGCUCGCCCUGUAUGUAAACGGCGGUCUCCAUACACAGCCAUGCGCGCUGAGUGUUUCCCUUGUCGUGCGACCGAUUCAGAGCCUUCUUCAGAACGGUCAUGAGACCUGAAAGCGUACACAAUCCUUAAUUGCACAUAUAUGUCAUCAUGCGGAAUGAGGCAUGUACCUGGCGUGAAAUUCCGCGGUGGUUCUGACGUCAUGCCAGAAUGCCAGAAGAUGUUCUGCUCUUCUGGCGACGUGUUGUGAAAAGAGAGCGGCCUAAAACCGGAGCGUGGUCUCAUAGACGACAGCUUGGAGGGAGGCUUGGGUGCUUGGGGUGACUGAAGCGUUCCUCCGGUCAUACCAGAGGAGCCCGAACCUGAGGCUCGAGAGGGGCCCUCAAAGUGUUCAUCAUAAUGAAAGUCUCGUUGGAUUAUCGUCAUUGGGGUCAAGUCCUCGGCGCAUAUCUGACAUAUGAUCUUCUUCGGGUCGUUAUGUGCGAGUAUCUCUAACUCGCCGUCGUCUAUUACGGGAGCC
Messenger RNA from Dichomitus squalens LYAD-421 SS1, 3010 nucleotides. Its product is annotated as CDK-activating kinase assembly factor. Gene Ontology annotation, cellular component: transcription factor TFIIH holo complex. NCBI's taxonomy places the organism in Eukaryota, Fungi, Basidiomycota, Agaricomycetes, Polyporales, Polyporaceae. The record is from RefSeq and is a predicted model, not a curated record. Gene Ontology annotation, molecular function: cyclin-dependent protein serine/threonine kinase activator activity. Bases 85 to 1245 code for a protein of 386 amino acids. Gene Ontology annotation, biological process: nucleotide-excision repair; positive regulation of cyclin-dependent protein serine/threonine kinase activity; regulation of transcription by RNA polymerase II. The transcript is spliced from 14 exons.